UUGGGGAAGAUUUCUGCAAAGACUACAGCAUCAAUAUGAAAUCGAGACAUGACGCUGACAUUGCACUGGCCCUAAGUAACAUUUCUAAAGCACAAGAAAAGCAACAAAGACAUUAUGCUAAAAGAAAGAAUUCUAAAUAUGGGGAAAUAACCUUUGCUGUUGGUGACUCUGUUCUGUUACUGAACGCUAGAAAGAGAACAAGAAAAGGAGCAGUACUGGAAUCUAAGUAUCAGGGACCAUACAAAAUUACGACCAUUGAGGGUAAGAGAGUGAAAUUAGAAACCAUCUCAGGGAAACAGUUAGGAACCAUGUACAGUAUUGCACACUUAAAACCAUUCAAAGAGCCACCAACAUUAGCUGCUGAAAGCACAUCAGAGGGAAAAAUCAGAACUGAAAUUGCAGUUGGUGACACUGAACCAGAAACACCCACAGAAGAAAUUAGAAAAGUGGUUGGUACUGUAUCUCAUGACAGCACAUUAAAAAACAUAGAGGUCACAGCAAUGGAAGAAGAGGAGUAUAUAGGGCAAAAUGUUUCAAAGAAUGAUACAAGUGAUGCGGAUGACAUUUUUGAUGACGUACUUAUGGAGGAGGUGGAAAACAAGCAAUGGAUUCUGAAAGUCAAAUUUGUAAUGACCGACAAACACACAGAGACUGGAGGCCAAAGUGAGAAACAUAAAAUUGUAUGGCUCCUCAUUUCAUUGCCUGAAACCGAGAAGCGGGAUAAGUGA
Chrysemys picta bellii (western painted turtle) is the source of this 728-nucleotide messenger RNA. Lineage: Eukaryota; Metazoa; Chordata; Testudines; Emydidae. The record is from RefSeq and is a predicted model, not a curated record.